AACAUGAAGUCCAACUUGGGCUUUGUUGCCUCCAGCGUCCUGGGCCUGGCACUCCAAGCCGGGGCACAGGGCGGCACACAAAAUCCCUUUGGUUCAGCAAGCAACAACGCCCUCAACGGGGGCGGGUUAGCUGGCAGCCAGAACCCAUUUGGUAGCGGCGCAGCCGCCGUCCCAGCAGACUCAACUGGUAGCCAAAACCCCUUUGGUGGCUCCGGCUCCGGCUCCGGCUCCGGCUCCGGCUCUGGUUCGGCGGGCUCGGGAGGUAGCCAGAACCCCUUUGGGGGUGGCUCCGGCUCUGGCUCUGGCUCUGGUUCGGCGGGCUCUGGAGGCAGCCAGAACCCCUUUGGGGGUGGCUCUGGUGCUGGUUCCGGCACCGGUGGGGCUGGAUCUGGUGGUUCCGGCGCUGGCGGCUCUGGCUCCGGUGCCGGUUCUGGGGCUGGCUCUGGUGCUGGCUCCGGUUCUGGUUCGGCAACUGCGGGAAGCUGCCAGUGCCCGCCCGGUGGAAACGCAGCCCCCAGCGGCCCGCGCCUUGAUGUGCCGGGAUGCCCAGCCGUCCGAGCCGCGGACCCGACAGGGCAGACGCUGACUUAUGCCAACUCACCGAUAUGUCACACGGGUGACGGCCAGCUGUACCAAACCCCCGACGGCGCGACCUUCUACAUGCAGUGCUGCACCCACGGCGCCGGCUCCAGCACCGUCAUCACUAGCCUCGUAACCGCCGACUUUGGAGAAUGUAUGAACGAGUGCAGCAAGACGGACAAGUGCAGCAGUGUCACGUUCCUGGCCCACGAGGAGUCGUGGUCGGAGCCGCUUCACACUUGCACCCUGAACACGGACGGAGGAUUCUCCUCCGGGGUUUGUGGAGGCGACGUGCACAGUUACGCCUUCGUCAUCGACCCGCCGGCCAUUGAGUCCCCUGACUCGGCGGGCGUGCUCUGCUCGACCGAGUGCCCCUAUGCCAACGGCCAGCUGUAUGUCUCGUCGGUCGGCGAGUCCUUCCAAAUGGACUGCGGCAAGCGCCAUGGAACCCAGGUCAUCUAUCGUGACCGCCAGCCGUCGCUCAAGACGUGCAUUGAGGCGUGCGGGAAGCUGCUGGCGUGCCACAGCGUCGACUACGAUGUUCACCGCCAGAUCUGCUACUACGGAAAGCACCAGGGCGAGCCGACCAUCGAGGCCCCCGGAUUCGCAAGCGCCCACUCCAUGGGAUGCGUGGGAGCAUGCUCCGCGUGUAGCGGCGGCCGUUGCCCGAGUGACCCGGACCCGUCAGCGCCUCCUUUUGACAACAACAGCCCCUUGCCGCAGGAUGACCCUCUCGGUAACGCGGCGCCGCCGGACUCCCUAUGCCCGCAGCUCAACGGCCAGACCAUGGACAUUGGCGGUUCGAGCUACCGGAUAACGUGCGGAUUAUCAACAAACUGCGUUGAAGACGGCUAUCAGAUCUUCGGCCCUGCCGCCGUCCAGCAAGUCACGCUCGACGAGUGCCUUCAGUCCUGCGCCACUUUCCCGACAUGCAAGAGCAUCAACUUCCUCAAUACCGACUACAAGGUCGAUGGUACGGCACAAUGUGUCCUGAGGCAGUGCAACCCGGCUCCCGAUGGCCCCGGCAACCAUAUCGCGGCGCACAAACUGUGAAAGGUCUUGAGGGGAUGAUGGCACAAGAACGACCGGCGCAGCCGGGGGGUGGACAACGACAAGUCCGAUGGGUGCAUUGUCUACCAAGUAGUCGUCGAUGGGUGCAGCAGUAACGCUACUGGCAUCAAGCCACGCAAGCCAUUGCCUGGGCUUGCUUGUGUUGCCUUUGCUCGGGAGAGAUAAAAUAUCUAGAUACUCAAGUUGCGUUGAAUUUUACCGCGCAUAUCGUCCACUUUUCAACGUCCUACCUAUUGUCAAAGACAUUCUAUUAUGGCGUGGAGUUGGAGUGAGCAAUGGGGACUGACGAUAUGGGAUCACCUUUCCCCCUGGCAACAGAUCAUCAGGAAUGUGGAGAUGCUCAGCCGAAGGAUGAGAUGGUGAGAACUGACAAGGUAGGUGGUCAAGGGAUGUGGGGGCCCGAACCGAAGGAGGAUCAGGGGGAGCCAAGCCCGAAACACAAGCAAACA
Chaetomium fimeti is the source of this 2099-nucleotide messenger RNA. RefSeq lists its product as uncharacterized. The transcript has 4 exons. NCBI's taxonomy places the organism in Eukaryota, Fungi, Ascomycota, Sordariomycetes, Sordariales, Chaetomiaceae. The coding region runs from base 4 to 1632 and encodes 542 amino acids. The record is from RefSeq and is a predicted model, not a curated record.